UAACGCAAUGAUGAUCAGUACUGAAGAGUUAAUUUGAUGCAUUUUUUGUUUUGUUGUUUUGUUUUCAGGUUAGUUAUAUACCGCAAAUCAAUACCAUGCCUAGUGUCGAAUGAAAAUCAAAGCAGUGACGUACUGACGUACAAAAAUUUGACAUUCGAAGCCGAGAAAAACUUUGUUCUAAAAGUCGCCACCGAUGACCCAUGUGCUCUGUUGGACGUCAAGGCUGUGCGAACGGUGGAAUAUGGACUGAAUUACGAAGCAGCAGACACGGCUUGCCGCCAGGCCUUUGAUAUACUCAACAACCUAAACCCGCAUAACUACAGGUGCCGGGAUGGUUACUAUCCUGGCUGUCACCGGUUGACCAAGACGAGCAAGCAGCUUGGCUGUGCGGUCAAGACUAAAUCCUACAUGCCGGACCGCCUGAUGGGAUGCUUCUCGGAGUCCAUCCAGUCCCUCGCUACGUGCUCCAUACCACUUCGCGCAAUGAGGAGACGGCGGAGCAAACGAAAAGCUGCCUUCUUUGCCUCGGCUUCCUCAUCUGGUACUGAGAAAAGACUGCGACCAAGAGAUUUGUAAAGUGGGGGACUUUCGUGAUGGAUCGUAUUCGAUAUAUUAAAUAGGCGCUAUAUCGCUGAUAUUGUAUCGGUAUCGAUUGGUUCAACAUGUAAACAUAUGCCUCAAAAGUCAAUCGAGUAUUGCAGGAAGGGGGUUUUUGUGAUUGACUUUUUAUUCUUAGGUAUCAGUACUACACAAGAAUGAAAAGUGAAACUGACAGGAAUUUCGUCUUCUUCAGCUAAAAUUUUUUUGAUCCACAUCAGCUCAGGUGCCUUAUAGCCAAAAGAUGCUUUGAAGCCAAAUAAAUUCUAUGUA
This is a messenger RNA of Bemisia tabaci, 870 nucleotides long. The record is from RefSeq and is a predicted model, not a curated record. NCBI's taxonomy places the organism in Eukaryota, Metazoa, Arthropoda, Insecta, Hemiptera, Aleyrodidae.